AACCCAUUUAGGGCUAGAUCCAGCUGUCCAAGAAACCUAGACCUGCCUUGGCCCGAACGGCGUGCGUGGCAUGCAUACGCAAAAACAAUUGUUGACAGUGACAGCGCGAAAUAAUAUCAAUGCGUCAUGCACAAAGUUCCCCCCCUUCGAUAACUCACAGACAUUACUCGCGAUCCUCCAUAUAUCAUGAAUAACUAGAUUCGAUGCUACGAUUACAGAAUGUACGGCUGGUGGGAGUUGGUCUUUUGAUAUUGUUGACUUGGUGUUUUUGGCAUAAUGUUGAGUCGGCAUUUGGUCAUCAGAGCCUCAUUACAGACCAGGAGUUUACGAGCUUUGGUAAUGUCAUCUAUAAAGCAUUAAAGGAUGCUUCACCUGGAGAAGUCGAUAUACAGCGAACAGGACAGGCGCCUGCCGUGGUAUUCUGGACGACCGAUGCAGCGUCGACCAGACCGGACUUCAUCAACAUCACAUCUACUGAUGUGUCGACUAUGCGUUUCGCGCAUUCUGCGUAUUUGAAGGAUGCGAAACACACUGAUCUUCCUUUCCAAAAAGGGACUUCUGGCAUUGUCUCUGCAGCGGCUGGAAAGUACUUGCCAGUCUUUGUGAUCUCGUUGAGGAUGUUGCGACGAACUGGAUCGCAACUGCCUGUUGAAAUAUUCGUGGAUACUGAGGCAGAGAUGACCUCGCAUACGUGUCAGACACUACUCCCUAGCAUGGACGCACAUUGCAUACGGCUGGAGGACCGUCUUGGAGCUUGGGCGAGGUACCUCGCGAGCUUCCAGGUCAAGGCGUUUGCUAUAUUGGCUUCUUCGUUUGAGAACGUGCUCUUUCUGGAUGCAGAUGCCUUCAUGGUCAAGGAUCCUGCCCACGUCUUCUCCCAAGGCCCAUUCACAUCGACCGGUCUCGUCACCUGGCCUGACUUUUGGGCUUCUUCUGCUUCUCAACACCUCUACGAAGUAACCGAACAACCCAUCCCAGCCAUAAACGCGCUUGCCUCGACCGAAUCCGGCCAACUACUAGUCUCCAAAUCCCGCCACGCCUUAACCCUCCUCCUAUCCGCCUACUACAACUACUACGGCCCAGACAAAUACUACCCCUUGAUGAGCCAAGGCGGCCCCGGCGAAGGCGACAAAGACUCCUUUAUCCUAGCCGCCCUAGUCGCAAAAGCACCAUUCCACCAAGUCAAAAAAUGCGUCGACACAAUAGGCUACUACGAACAUGGAGCUUACCACGGAGGCGCAAUGCUACAAUACGAUCCCACUCAAGACUCUACCUCUCUAGCCCCUAGUGUUAGCACCAUGGACACCCCUCCUGACGCAUUUUCCGUGCAUCACAAUAUUCCAAAAUACGAUCCUGUGCAACUCUUCGAUAGUGGUGUGUUGGUUGAUGCGAAAACGGGGAUACCACACAGAUUGAUAGGGACAAAAGAAGAGACGGAAAAGAGAUUCGGAAGGGAUAUUGAAAGAGAGCUUUGGGAGGAGAUUGAGUAUGUGACUUGUGAACUCGGCGAGCAGAUUGUGGGCUGGAAUACUAUACCUACUUCGGAGGAUGAGAGUGGGACUUGUGAUAGAGUGAAGUGGUUUCGGAAGGAGAUAUUUGUACAAGAGGAAGAAGUUUGAAUGACGAUAUCUAUUGUUUAAUGGAAAAUAACGAUUUCUUUGCUCUG
Aureobasidium subglaciale EXF-2481 is the source of this 1666-nucleotide messenger RNA. RefSeq names its product glycosyltransferase family 71 protein. The record is from RefSeq and is a predicted model, not a curated record. Gene Ontology annotation, cellular component: Golgi apparatus. NCBI's taxonomy places the organism in Eukaryota, Fungi, Ascomycota, Dothideomycetes, Dothideales, Saccotheciaceae. The transcript has 2 exons. Gene Ontology annotation, molecular function: alpha-1,2-mannosyltransferase activity. The coding region runs from base 204 to 1619 and encodes 471 amino acids. Gene Ontology annotation, biological process: mannan biosynthetic process.